Molecule: messenger RNA, 716 nt
Organism: Cyanistes caeruleus (blue tit)
Lineage: Eukaryota; Metazoa; Chordata; Aves; Passeriformes; Paridae
Source: RefSeq, a predicted model, not a curated record
AUGCCGGAGCUGAGUGCGGGAGGGAGGGCGCACCAAGGCUCCAGCCGGCGGUGCGGAGUGCGGGGCGGCCGCGGGAUGGCGGCGGUGCGGCGGUGCCCCGCUGCCUCUGCCGGGGCCGGGGNAGCCUGCGAGCAAGGACCUUCCAUUGUGACUCCUCCUAAGGACAUCUGGAAUGUGACAGGAGCACAAAUCUACUUGAGCUGUGAAGUCAUUGGCAUCCCAACCCCUGUCCUCAUCUGGAACAAGAUAAUUCGAGGACAGUACGGUGUCCAAAGGAUGGAGCUUCUGCCUGGGGACCGGGAGAACUUGGCUAUCCAGACCCGUGGGGGCCCUGAGAAACAUGAAGUAACAGGCUGGGUGCUGAUAUCUCCUCUGAGCAAAGAGGAUGCUGGGGAAUAUGAAUGCCACGCAUCAAAUGCCAAAGGAGAGGCAACAGCUUCUGCAAAAAUCCACGUUGUGGAAACUCUGCAUGAAAUAGCCCUGACCAAAGAUGAUGGUGCAGAGCUGUGAUGUGAGGACUUUCACUUAUGCACAGUUUUAAAUUAGUUUUUUGGAAAGCUGCAAGCUCUGGCUUUUUCUAGCUGACUAAUCAGUCCCUCUUAACUCCCUUUUUCUUUGAGUCCUAAUUUGCUUGCACACUUCUUUCACAGAUACACAAGUUCAAUUACAAAUUUUAAUUCUAUUUACAGGAAAUAAACAUACUUUUGAACAGCACA